This is a messenger RNA of Podarcis lilfordi (Lilford's wall lizard), 16085 nucleotides long. The record is from the annotation of a GenBank genome assembly. Lineage: Eukaryota; Metazoa; Chordata; Lepidosauria; Squamata; Lacertidae.
AUGAGCUUGCUGUGCCUCGUCUUGGCGCUGAGCCUGCUGGGGGUCCGCGGCUUGGGAGACCCCGGCCCGUUGGAGGACGUAGUCAUCGACAGAUACUACAUCCCCAAAGUGUGCCUGCGAGAAGUCCAGAUGGGCGACUUCGUCCGGUACCAUUACAAUGGCACUUUUCAGGACGGCACCAAGUUCGACUCCAGGUACUUUCCCCCCUUCUCGUUUCCCUCGCUGAGAAAUGCGCAGCAGCGCCCGUCCAGGGCAGGACUGGGUCCUUUGAUCCAGAGACAAAGGGUUAGGUGGUGGCUCACCUGCAGUCCCUGGCAAAUUGGAAUUAAGGAGUGGCAAAAUAUCUUCCCCGCCCCCGUGUUCAAAACUCCGAUUGUUCUAGGCGCAUUUUGCGACGGAAUUAUUUCAUGAGCAAAAGCGGUUUCUGAGUUCCGGGCGCAAGAUUUCAGAGUAAAACUGCAGAGUGGAAGGAAAGGAGGACCUUUUUCUGCCUCCCCUACUUUCUGAGGACUGGAGAAGAGACACUCUUAAGAAUAUUAAGGGGGUGGGCAGGGGAAGGACUAGACCAUGUGGAAAAGGAGCAUAAUAUUUUAGCUGCAGUUCAUUUUCAGCUUUGUAUUAUCAAAAAGUGCGCCUAGACAUUCUGUUGUUGCAUCCAUAACCUAAGGUGCCAUUGUGCCUAGAUUUCAUAUCUCAGUUUCUAACACUGUCCCUGCCCCUCCCCUUAGGAGAUCCCCCAUAAGUUGAGAGACAGGAGACCCACGUUUUAAUGUUUCAUCUUUGCGCUUUUGAAAUAGCCAUGCGUGCAACCUAGAAAAACAGCCCUUCCUUUAUUAAAAUAAAACAACAGCCCGCCAGCAAUGAGAAACCUUCAUUCCCUCUCUCUCCCUUGCAAGAGGAAUUGCGUGCCUCUGGCGGUAUGUGCCUUCUAUCUUCUGCCUCUUUGGGGCCUCGGGGGGAAAGAGAAAUAUGGAGCCGCUGAUCCCUCGCAUAACUUCAGAAGCUUUUGCACAGCGGUUUGCAGCUGCCAAGCCAGCUUCUGGCUAGAAGGGUGCAGGGUGGACUUUGCAAAGAGCCAGGUCUGGAAAAAAGAAGGGGUCCACCCUGGUACAAACAUGGGCAGGCAUGCAAUAAAUUUUGUGGGGGCGCUGGUGAGGAGCAAAGCAAGGGUGAGGGUGGACACGAAAUGCUUGUAAUGCUUCAAAUUAAAAUAAUUUAAUUAAAAGCAUAUAUUUAAAAGUACAUAUUGGUCAUGUCUCUGUGACCAGAGCAUUGGAAAGAGGUUUGUUUGUUUUGGGGGGAACUGGAUAGAAUACUGUUGACAUGUUUUUCUUUUUAUCAGAAUUAGAGAUUUCCAUUCAGAAAUGCUGGAUAUUCAGGAAAGGGACAUUUAAAAUCUCUGAGAAAGCGGGGGCAAUUCAGGCCACAAACCCUUGCCUUAGCAAACAUACUUUAGAUAAUUUCUUCCCAUCGGCUAAAUUUAGGUUUUAUCGUUGUGGAAUCUGACCACACUCAAUGAGAUUUAGUCCCAGGAACUUGUUAAAAAACAACAAUUAUUAUUGUGGGGGGUAAGGAGAUGCAAGGAGUGUUUUGAGGAGGGCGAAGUGUUUGAAAUAAGACAAAAUGGACGUCCUUCUAUUAGGUCUGGCCUGUUUUUGCUGUAGGCUGCUCCUGUGAAAACUCAGAGCAACCCACAUUCCUCAAGUCCACAGAUGAUAAAAUCAGAUCACCUCAAAGGAUAAUAAACCUUCAGUUUUCACCUCUCCUUGAUACUCCCUUCUCCAUCCGUGCAGUCCUUGGAAAUAAGUCCCAUAGAGUUCAGUGGGACUUUCCCCCAGGUAAUGGGUAUCAAGGGAGAGAGAAGGAAAGGAAAGAUUAUCGUUGCUGAAUGGCUGGUGGUUGUUUUUUAAAGGACGGACUCUUUUUCUAUGGUUGCAAGCAUACUACCGCGGUGCACUAUUUGGAAUUUCUGAACAUAGAAUUGUAGCCAGUGUUGCAUGCAUGGAUUCCCAUUCAGGCAAUCGGACUUCCCUUCUCUUCUCCCCCCCCCCCCCACCAUGUCCCCAAAAUCUUCUCCCAACCCUCUGGAGCAGAAUUUGAAGGUGCAUAUGGGGGGGGGGGCAUGUCAGAGGAAAGGAAAGUUAAAGUCAUCUGUGUAAUAAUUUUUUUGCUGGAUCAAACCAAAUUGCAGCCCAACAUUCUACAUGAUAUAGUAAAGCGAAAUUCAAAUAAGGACAGAAUUGAUAAAAUAAAUUUUAAGAGGGAGAAGGGAACACAUCUAGAGUAGGACGUUUUCACGUAAGGAUGUUUUAGAUCUGAACUUCUGCAGGCUUCAUUUUAAAACUGAAAAAAAUAAAGAUGUGGAACUUUUAGUUAAACCUGUCAUGCGUCCGAACUCCCUUAAUAAAUAAGGAACACUCACUCACUUUUCUGGUAGUUCCCUUGCAUCAAAAGACAAAUUGUUUGACUGAGAAUGGGUGCAACAAUCCCUCUCCUUUGCUAUUACAUUAUCCCUUGGUUCAGCAUCGCUGAAUCUUAUGUGUAAUUUAGCUGGCACAUCCUAAGGUAUAUUAGCGUGAUAACAAAACUAUUAGGGCAUUUUGAAAUUGUGUCUUGAGCAUCAAACCUCACUGCCCACAGAGCCAGGUUGAGCUACGAAGCAAGAUAGCGGAGUGUCGGAAGGAAGGGGGCAGGCAGUGAGCUGCUAUAGGCUGUGGGAGGAGAUGGCGUCCAUGAUGGGAUCUGCCGUUUGGGCUGUAGACGUGUCAUCCGCAUGAGGCUGCAGCUGCUUAUGCAUUUUAGAAGGCUGGAUUUUGCAACUUAGGAUGGCGACUCCUUUUCCCGUCCAAAAUGCACACACUGGAAGCAGCAGUCCUAUAAAAUGGAUCUAGUUUUCUAGAGAUCUGGAAGAAAACUUGGUCUUGAUUUGAAACCUCAGUGCUAACUGCCUUUCCUCCCCCAUAUCAUGACAUGCGGGCUGAUCCUCUUGGCGAAUUCAGAGUGCAGGAUCAGGCUAUUCUGCUCCUCCUUUUCUGACUGAAAGGAAGUUGGAGAUCGGGUUUCAUUUGCUCCUCUCCCUGCUAGCAGGAAUAGUUUGGGAGGUUUUGGGGUUUUUUUCCUCAUCAGCAAAACUUUACGGAAUCUCUGCCUUACUAAAAUGGGCAUACACCCACAUUCCUUGCUUCAGGGCAUAGUUUUGUUAAAAAAGGUGGUUUCUGCUGUUGCGGUGCAAUUUGGGUAAAUAAUUGAAUCGGUCCUAAAAUAGUUUUCGUAAAUGUAUCCAAGCGCAUCUUGAAGCCAGCAAGAUUUCUUUUCCUUUUUGCUCCCUCAACAGUUACAGGAACAGUUUGUGGGGGUUUUUUAUACUACAAUGCUGCUUUUCAGCCUUAAGUUCUGGUUCUCAAAUAGUUUUCCACGAGGUCCACUCUGAGGAGGGAACAGCCAGGCCAGGCCUCAAAGUGAACUCAGGGAGACGUGUUUCCACUUCCACCAUGCCACACAAACUUUGCCUCUUUUGCCUUUGCCUCUGAAUUGGCCAGAAUUGUUGCUGGGCCUGAUGGGAAUUGUAGUGCCAAACAUCUGGUAGCUGGCCAAGGGUGGCCUAGCUAGUCUAACAUCCUGUUUCUCACAGUUGCCAGCCAACCGCACGGAUGGGAUAAGCCUGUAGCCAGGAUAUGAGAGCCACAACCCUCACCUGGUGUUCCAGGGGAUGUGGGUGGCGCUGUGGUCUAAACCACUGAGCCUCUUGGGCUUGCUGAUCAGAAGGUUGGCGGUUUGAUUCCCCGCGAUGGAGUGAGCUCCCAUUCCCAUUCCAGCUCCUGCCAUCCUAGCAGUUUGAAAGCACACCAGUGCAAGUAGAUAAAUAGGUACGCUGUGGCGGGAAGGUAAACAGCAUUUCCAUGUGCUCCGGUUUCCAUCACGGUGUUCCGUUGCACCGGAAGCAGUUUAGUCAUGCUGGCCACAUGACCCGGAAAGCUGUCUGUGGACAAACGCCGGCUCCCUUGGCCUGAAAGCGAGAUGAGCACCACAACCCCAUAGUCACCUUUGGCUGGACUUAACCGUCCAGGGGUCCUUUACCUUUUACCUUACCUUCAUGUGGUGUUAAAGGUAAAGGGACCCCUGACCAUUAGGUCCAGUCAUGGCUGACUCUGGGGUUGUGGCACUCAUCUCGCUUUAUUGGCCAAGGGAGCCGGCGUACAGCUUCCAGGUCAUGUGGCCAGCAUGACUAAGCUGCUUCUGGCAAAACAGAGCAGCGCACGGAAACGCCGUUUACCUUCCCGCCUAUUUAUCUACUUGCACUUUGAUGUGCUUUUGAACUGCUAGGUUGGCAGGAGCAGGGACCGAGCAACGGGAGCUCACCCCAUCACGGGGAUUCAAACCGCCGACCUUCUGAUUGGCAAGUCCUAGGCUCUGUGGUUUAACCCACAGCGCCACACCACACCACUGUGUAGUGUUGCUCCCCAGCAAAUGGCAUUUGCCAAUAUGCCGCCUGAGAACCUGGAGCCAUAGCUAGUAGACUUUGAUCAUCUCAUCCUCCGUGAAUUGGUCCAAUCCCCUUUAAAGCAAUCUAAGCCAGUGGCCAUGACCACACAUCAUGUUAUCUGUUAACUGGCCAUUUUAGAGUUCUCUUUGCUCCAUUUUUGUUGUUUCUGCUCAUCCCUUCCAUCAAUGCCUUCUUCCCUUUCCAGCUAUGAUCGGGGUGCCACAGUGGCCGGUGUGGCUGGCGUGGGGCGGCUCAUCACCGGCAUGGACAGAGGCCUUCAGGGGAUGUGUGUGAACGAGAGAAGGCACCUCAUUGUGCCCCCUCAUCUUGGCUACGGCAGCAUCGGCGUGGGUGAGUGGCAAGAGUCCAGGGUUGACAGGCGUUGCCUGAGCCUGACAAUAUCUUAGCUGCAUAUCUGUGCCUUUAAGGACACAUUAAAAAAACACAAAAAUGCCAGGGAGUGCGCACAGUGAUCUGAUCAAUUAUAUCCUAGCAUGGGGGCAGGAGAAUCAUAAGAGUUUGAAGGGACCCUGAGGAUCAUCUAGUCCAACCCCCUGCAAUGCAGGAAUAAGCAGCUGUCGCUUGCAGGGAUUGAACCUGCAACCUUGGCAUUGUCAGCACCAUGCUCUAACCAAAUGAGCUAGCCACAGCAAGGAUAGCACUGUACUGCAUUGCAAGGCCCUGAGAAUGAAUGAAUGAAUCUUGCAUGGUGUAGUGAUUAAGAGCUGUAGACUCGUAAUCUGGGGAACCGGGUUUGAUUCCCUGCUCCUCCACAUUCAGCUGCUGGGUGACCUUGGGCUAGUCACACUUCUCUGAAGUCUCUCAGCCUCGCUCACCUCACAGAGUGUUUGUUGUGGGGGAGGAAGGGAAAGGAGAAUGUUAGCCGCUUUGAGACUCCUUCAGGUAGUGAUAAAGCAGGAUAUCAAAUCCAAACUCUUCUUCUUCUUUAUUUGCAUCAGCCAUUGGCCAUCACAAUAAAACAACAAUACGAUAUACAAAGAAUAGAAAUAAAAAGUCAAUUAUAUAAAAUACAUUUUGGGAUUUUGGAAGGCCCUAAUAUAAUAAGAGCAGGUUUCUAUACUGAGAAAUUGUUUCCCGUCUCCAAACACGCUUGAGCUUCCCUACUUCUUGUCAUUUCCGGUUCCACCCGUUUCGCUUUACAUGGCUUCCCCGUCCACCACUCUUUUCUCCUCCCUUUUAUGCAUUUCCUGUACUCGGUAAAGUUCCACGCAGAUGGAUGGCAGUAUAGAAAUAGAUAAAUAGUAAUACAGUGGUACCUCGAGUUACGUACUUAAUUUGUUCUGGAGGUCCAUUCUUAACCUGAAACUGUUCUUAACCUGAGGUACCCCUUUAGCUAAUGGGGCCUCCCACUGCCGCUGCACGAUUUCUGUUCUCAUUCUAAAGCAAAGUUCUUAACCCGAGGUACUAUUUCUGGGUUAGCGGAGUCUGUAACCUGAAGCGUAUGUAACCUGAAGCGUAUGUAACCCAAGGUACCACUGUAUUGAAUGGCCUGGUGCCAUUGGCGAAGGGGCAGUGGUUGUGGUGGCCUCCCAGUCCCCCUGAGAAUUAUCGUUUCAGUCUCCAUGGUCGUUCCUCAUUUUCAACCCCAUAGCUGGCCUGAUACCCCCGGACACCACCCUCUACUUCGAUGUCAUCCUGCUUGACAUUUGGAACAAAGAAGACAAGCUGCAGAUCACCACCGUCUCCAAGCCACAGCGCUGCAACCGCACAGUGGAGAACUCCGACUUUGUGCGCUACCACUACAACGGCACACUUCUCGACGGCACCCCCUUCGACUCCAGGUAGGAUGUGCUGAAGGGGAGAUGGCAUGUUUUGGCUCAGAGGUCUGGUACAGAGAGUGAAAGACAGCAAAAUAAUGUCAUUGCAGUUGCAAUUAUAGCAGUCCCUUGGCUACAGUCCCGAACUGGAUUGACCCCUACCCUUCCAAGGCUGCUGGUGGUUUAAAAAACAGAAGGAGGAUUCCAGCCACAGGAUUCAAAGAUGCAUUUAGCAUUAUGUUUUUAAGUUGACUCUCGUUCUGUAUAAUAGGUAGAGCAGCUGUCCGGUCAAAGAUGCUGGAUCUCUGGUAGUGGUGUUAGUUGCAGUUAAAUGCAGUGAUUAAGAACAAUGUAGAACAGGCUUCCUCAAACUCGGCCCUCCAGAUGUUUUUGGCCUACAACUCCCGUGAUCCCUAGCUAGCAGGACCAGUGGUCAGGGAUGAUGGGAAUCGUAGUCUCAAAACAUCUGGAGGGCCAAGGUUGAGGAAGCCUCAUGUAGAAUAAGAUGAGGAGCGGGUGGCGCUGUGGUCUAAACCACUGAGCCUCUUGGGCUUGCUGAUCAGAAGGUUAGCAGUUCGAAUCUGCGUGAUGGUGGUGCGCUCCCGUUGCUCUGUCCCAGCUCCUGCCAACCUAGCAAUUCGAAAGCACACUAGUUCAAGUAGAUAAAUAGGUACCACUGUGGCGGGAAGGUAAAUGACGUUUCCAUGCACUCUGAUUUCCAUCAUGGUGUUCCUUUGUGCCAGAAGCAGUUUAGUUAUGCUGGCCACAUGACCUGGAAAGCUGUCUGUGGACAAACGCCGACUCCCUCGGCCUGAAUACGAGAUGAGCGCUGCAACCCCAUAGUCACCUUUGACUGGACUUAACCGUCCAGGGGUCCUUUACCUUUUUGUUUUUUUACCUUUUAGUGGGUGGCUGUUUUUGACCAGUGCUGUGCUGCGAAGGUGGCGUUGUUUUCUCUGAACCGCUUCCUUGCCUGAUGUCUCUUUCCUUUUCUCCAUCCUCACCUGUCUCCCAGCUAUGGAAAAGACAGUACUUAUGACACCUACGUGGGUUCAGGUUGGCUGAUCAAAGGGAUGGACGAGGGCCUGCUAGGCAUGUGUGCUGGAGAGAAACGACAAAUAGUGAUCCCCCCGUUCCUGGCCUACGGAGAGAAAGGCUACGGUAAGGUGGUCAAGAAAUUGUGAAUCUGAACCGCAAGGUGAACUGUAUUCACUCAGUACUUUUCUGAGCACAAUUCAAAGUGUUGGUGCUGACCUUAAAAGCCCUAAAUGGCCGUGGCCCAGUAUAGCUGAAGGAACAUCUCCACCCCCAUCGUUCAGCCUGGACACUGAGGUCCAGCUCUGAGGGCCUUUUGGUGGUUCCCUCACUGCGAGAAGUGAGGUUACAGGGAACCAGGCAGAGGGGCCUUCUCGGUGGUGGCACCCGCCCUGUGGAACACCCUCCCACCAGAUAUCAAGGAAAUAAACAACUAUCUGACUAUUAGAAGACAUCUGAAGGAAGCCCUGUUUAGGGAAGUUUUUAAUGUGUUAUAUUUUAAGGCAUUUUUAAUAUUCUGUUGGGAGCCGCAGAGUGGCUGGGGAAACCCAGCCAGAUGGGCAGGGUAUAAAUAAUAAAUUAUUAUAUUAUUAUUACAUAUCUGCAGAAGAAUUUAAAUUUAUUAUAUUAUUUAAAUAUUAUUCUGAAAGUAUGCAAGAAAUCACCUCAGAUUCUGUGUCAAAGAAAUCCCCAAACCAAUUCUUUCUUUGUUUCUUUCAAAAAAAAAAAAGGACAAUAAGACUUUAUUGUACUUAGAAAUAAAUAUCUUUUUUUUGGGGGGGGGGGAUAGGAUUGUACCUGCUAGCAGAUCUCAAGGGUCCCGCUUACAUAAGAAUGUAUGUACGUUUUUGCUCCUGUACAAAAACUUGGUGAUGAGGGACAAGAAUUCGUAGAAUUGUAGAGUUGGAAGGGACCCUGAGGGUCAUCUAGUCCAACUCCCUGUGAUGCAGGGAUCUCAGCUAAAGCAUCCACACACAGAGAUGUCUUUAAAAACAUGGUGUCUGCCAAGGGGCUAUGCACUAAUGUUUAAGACUGGGGUCCUCCAUCUUUCAAGGCCUGGGGGGCACAUUUGGAAAUGCAAGGGUGGGCGCAUGCACCAGACCCCCUCCUUGCAAAGCACACACACACAAGUGAACACCUCCAAAACACAGACAAACCCCUCCCAACCAUACAACAGCUCACAAGCCAGUGUGGUGUAGUGGUUAAGAGCGGUAGAUUCGUAAUCUGGGGAACCGGGUUCGCGUCUCUGCUCCUCCACAUGCAGCUGCUGGGUGACCUUGGGCUAGUCACACUUCUCUGAAGUCUCUCAGCCCCACUCACCUCACAGAGUGUUUGUUGUGGGGAGGAAGGGAAAGGAGAAUGUUAGCCGCUUUGAGACUCCUUCGGGUAGUGAUAAAGCGGGAUAUCAAAUCCAAACUCUUCUUCACAAAGCCAAACAAAACCCUACAAAUAUAAAAAAGAAUGUACUGGUAGGGGGCUGUGGUGGGCACUGAGAGGGGUGUCUGAGGGUACCAUGACGUUCACUGGCACCAUGUUGGGGACCCCAUUACUAAAAGCCUCAAAGCCACAACUUUUGUGGGCUGAAGUCAGCUACAUUCAAUUGUGGAUUUAUCACAAAUGGCAGAAACCACAACCUUAGCUCACUUUGCCAUACAGUGCUCUUGAAGAAAGGGAUGGUAUUUCAAAAGCGGAUUAGCUGGCGUCCCCUCUAAAAAAUGGGGUGGUUUAAAGUGUUCCUCCACGUGACCUGGGUCCCUGUGGCCGCCUGAGCUGAGUUGGUUCUCCUUUCCUUUUCUCAGGCACUGUCAUCCCCCCUCAAGCCUCCCUGGUUUUUGAUGUUCUCCUGGUGGACCUGCACAACCCAAAAGAUGGCAUCUCCCUGGAGCACUUGGAAGUGCCAGCGUCUUGCAAGCGCAAGGCCGUGACCGGAGAUUUUGUGCGGUACCAUUAUAAUGGCACCUUGAUGGACGGGACCCUCUUUGACUCCAGGUAACGGGGACUGAAAUGCAGCUGUCAUUGAUAAGAAAGCGCUACCAUCUUCCCUUCCCUUCUCCACCAAGCUGUCAUUCCUCAGUAUUCUUUGUAUGGCUAGGUUAACGUAACCAGAAGUUCAGUUUUUUCUGGAAUAGGGUUGUUGGGAAAUUUCCUCAAAAUGGGAAGCUCUACCUGAAAUUGAGUCAAUUUGCAUAGCCAUCUGCAAACAGAAAUAGAAAUCAGGCAGGUGAUUAUGAUCAGUAUUCACAGCCUCCAUUCCCCAGUCUCCAAUUUUCUAUAAUCAUUUUUUUUUCAUUAUGUUAUUUAUUAUCUCCUCCUCCCUCUUGAAAUUAUGCAAUAAUAAUGUAGUUAAUUACAUUGUUAAUUGCAUUGUUAUAUUUGGGCACAGUGGACAGCGAGCUGAAUAAUGUCGUUUUCAUGGAACUUUAAUUGCAGUGGAACAGAAAUCAUAGAAUUGUAGAGUUGGAAGGGACCACGAGGGUCAUCUAGUCCAACCCCUGCAAUGCAGGAAUCUUUUGCCUAAUGUGGGGCUUGAACCCACAACCCUGAGAUUAAGAGUCUCAUUCUCUACUGACUGAGCUAUCCCAGGUGAGGCGUGCGACAGAUGCAAGGCAGAACAGAAAACAACGCCCUUUAUAUCCCUAGCUCAGAAGGAGUCUAUCCAAGGCAGAACAGGACAGGGGAAGGUGAGAAGAGCAUCAAAAUAUAGAGGAAGUGUGCAGAGGGGACACUUAUGCAUGUCUGGUGGACCUGUGAAAAAAAUCAAAAGCUUCUGGAACACAGUAUAUGACGAGCGUAAAAAAAAAAAUUAAGUAUAACUUUAUGAAAAAUACAGAAGCUUUUCUACUAGGGAUAAUGGACACAGGUAUAGCAAGAGAAGAUCAGAAAAUACUCCUCUAUGCCACAGGAGCGGCAAGGAUCCUAACUGAACCUUGCCCAAUAAUUUUUUGCUGGAGUGGGAAGAUGACAUAUUCUCACUUUCCAGCCUAUCGGAGCCACAGAGCUCAUGUCUCGCCCUGCUCUUUCGGUCUGUCUCUGGAUGGGCUCAGCCACAGUUUAAGAAAUCUGGAGGGGAAAACUUGAGGCUUUGCUGUAACGUCAGUUUGUAAGACACUUCUUCCCCACGGAUUCUCUCCAAUUCCAGUUAUUCACGAAACCACACCUACGACACUUACAUUGGGAAAGGCUACAUUAUUCCAGGAAUGGACCAGGGGCUUCAAGGAGUCUGUAUUGGUGAAAGGAGGAGAGUCAUUAUCCCGCCCCACUUGGCCUAUGGAGAAACUGGGGCAGGUAAGUAGAGCGAACAGGUUGAGGUGUGUGGGGAGCCCCUCAGCAGAACCCUUUGAAGGCUUUUAUCUACAAACCAACCCCCCCAGCUUUGAAAUCUCUGCUGGGUUUGAGUGGCCACACAAAUCCACCAAUGUUGCUUUGGCUUUCGUAUGCGAAGAAAACAAAGGUUGAUUUGGGGAGGGCUCCCAGAAGGUGUUGGGACAUGGGUGGCACUGUGGGUUAAACCACAGAGCCUAGGACUUGCUGAUCAGAAGGUCGGCGGUUCGAAUCCCAUGACAGGGUGAGCUCCCGUUGCUCGUUCCCUGCUCCUGCCAACCUAGCAGUUCGAAAGCACGUCAAAGUGCAAGUAGAUAAAUAGGUACCGCUCCGGCGGGAGGGUAAACGGCGUUUCCGUGCACUGCUCUGGUUCGCCAGAAGCGGCUUAGUCAUGCUGGCCACAUGACCCGGAAGCUGUACGCCGGCUCCCUCGGCCAAUAAAGCAAGAUGAGCGCCGCUACCCCAGAGUCAUCCAUGACUGUACACCGGCUCCCUCGGCCUAUACAGCAAGAUGGGCGCCGCAACCCCAGAGUCGGUCACGACUGGACCUAAUGGUCAGGGGUCCCUUUACCUUUACCUUUACCCAGAAGGUGUAAAGGCUGAAAACACUGGGCCAAACAAUGAAACAUAAAGAAAUGGAAAUAAUGGCCCCCGAAUGUAUGCUGGGACAUUGGCAAGGGAUCCCAGAGACAUACUCUGGGUUCUGCAACUAGAGGUUUCAAAUUGCCUCGAAUCAGCUGUGACCCUUGGAGGACUUUUGUGUGUAUGCAUCCCCACUCUUUACACCCAAAAAACCCCCAGUCUCUGUCCUUCUUGUCCUCUAGGGAACAAGAUCCCUGGCUCGGCUGUGCUCAUCUUCGACGUCCAUGUCAUCGACUUCCACAAUCCCGCAGACCCUGUGGAAAUACAGACUAUCCACCGGCCUGCGGACUGCAACGUCACCACCCAAGACAGAGACUUUGUCCGCUACCAUUACAACUGCUCCCUCCUGGAUGGCACCAAACUCUUCUCCUCGUGAGUCUUUUGCUUAAAGUUUAGAGCCAGUGUGGUGUAGUGGUUAAGAGCGGUAGUCUCGUAAUCUGGGGAACCGGGUUCGAUUCCCCGCUCCUCCACAUGCAGCUGCUGGGUGACCUUGGGCCAGUCACACUUCUCUGAAGUCUCUCAGCCCCACUCACCUCACAGAGUGUUUGUUGUGGGGGAGGAAGGGAAAAGGAGAUUGUUAGCCGCUUUGAGACUCCUUAAAGGGAGUGAAAGGCAGGAUAUCAAAUCCCAACUCUUCUUCUUCUUAUCUCAUAGAAUUGUAGAGUUGGGUGGGACCUCAAGGAUCAUCUGCUCCCAACCCCCUGCAAUGCAGGAAUUUAAAUGUCAACAAAUACCUACAUUGCCUUAUCACAGAGUAACCUAAAGGGAAGUAGUGGACGGCCUGAUGGGGCGGCAGCACUCAUCCGGCCCAUUUCACUGUUGCUUCCCAGUGUGGUGUAUUGGUUACAAGUGUCAGACCAGGACCUGAGAGACCAGAGUUCAAAUCCCCACUCAGCCAUGAAGCUCACUGGGUGACCUUGGGGCUAAGUCAGUGCCUCACAGAGUUGUAAAGGUAAAGGGACCCCUGACCAUUAGGUCCAGUCGUGGCCGACUCGGGGGUUUCAGUGCUCAUCUCACUUAUUGGCUGAGGGAGCCGGCGUACAGCUUCCGGGUCAUGUGGCUUCCAGCAGUGGUUUGAGGAAGGUCACAGCUCAGAGACAGGUGAAUGUUAGAUUUAUUGCUCAGAUAAGCGUGAGGUCCGGCACGCUUCCCCAUCGCAGGCCUCUGGCCGGCAUUCCAAAGGUCCGACUCAUUCCGAUGCUUCUGAGCAAAGCAUAGCAGAGAUCAACAGCGGAUAGAGGAAGCUGCAAAACACUCCAGUGCAUUCUUCAGUGUGCUUAAAUAAAGUCCACUCAGGAUCUUAGCAGCUAAGAAGCUGGUGGAUUCCAGAUGGCACGAGAUGAUGCGAUGAUCCACUUUGUCAUAGACAGUGGAUCAUCGCAUCAGUGAACAGAAGAGUUGGGAGGUGUUGGGAGAAGAGAAGGGGAAGACAGGGCCGGAGCAGCCAGCUGACACGUUAUCACUGGAGAGCAUUUCCGACCCCCCAUCUCCCAGAACACGGCGUGCAUUGAAAGUGGAAGAGCAAAAGACUCAGAGACAAUUAGCCCCUGGCAACCAGCGUAAGGGGAAGGGAGUGGGGAGGAGCUCAGUUGGAGCAACGCCAUUGACCUAAGAGGCAGCGUACAGAGGCCUCUCUCUGUCAGUAUUGAAUAAAGACUCUGUAAGAGCUUCCUUGUCUACUUCCUUGGCUGUCUGCCGUGAGAGCAGGGAGGAUCAGAAUUCACUGAAACCUGAAAGCACAUUUCCUGCAUCUUCCACGGCUCUUUUCCCCCUUUCCAUCACUGGGAGUAGCAAAGAUAAUUAUGCAAAAUAAAUAUAUAUGCCAAUCAGUGCGCAUAUAUAUAUACAGAGUGGUACCUCGGGUUAAGUACUUAAUUCAUUCCAGAGGUCCGUUCUUAACCUGAAGCACCACUUUAGCUAAUGGGGCCUCGCACUGCCGCCGGAGCAUGAUUUCUGUUCUUAUCCUGAAGCAAAAUUCUUAACCUAAAGCAUUAUUUCUAGGUUAGCGGAGUGUGUAACCUGAAGCAUAUGUAACCUGAAGCGUAUGUAACCCGAGGUACCAGUGUGUGUGUGUGUGUGUGUGUGUGUAUGAUUUUCUUAAGAGCAGAAUUCUGGGGAAGAGGUCCCCAGACACACUUCUGAGAUUCCUGCAGAAAAUAUUUCCAAGGAUUCCAAUGGUCUCCCUGUUUUCCUGCUUGACAGCCAUGACUAUGAAAGCCCUCAAGAAGCCACGCUGGGGACCAACAAGAUAAUUGAAGGCCUGAACAAUGGCCUGCUCAACAUGUGCGUGGGGGAAAAGCGUUCCGUCAUCGUUCCUCCCCAUUUGGGUCAUGGCGAAAGUGGAGGUAAGGUUGUGGGAAAUGCCUCUGGCAUCUGUUUUCAGAGUCCACAUCACAGGGCCGGCAGAAGAAAUGGAGACUGGACUCAGGGUUCAACAACCGGACAGUCCCUUCUUUUUUUUAUUUUAUUUUUUUCUUUUUCCCUAAAGUGACUUUCUAGCUCCUAAGGCUGCAGAAAUACAGUUGGAAGUCUGUGCAUGCAUUGCCUGGUAAAAUCUCAGAAGCCAGAGUAGGACGGAGUGGUCUUCCCUAUGACUAGCAGGAAAAUAAAUGACGCAAGGCAGCACGCAACUUAGCAUAAUUUGCAUCGCCUUUUGUAGAGUUUUGCAAUUAUUUUUUAGCACAGAAUAUAGAAACUUUUUUGCUAUUCAUCACUAGGCAUGAUUAGUAGCCAAUAUUUACAGAGCCCAAAUGCUAAGAAAGAGUAGUUCAAACUUGACAUGGGCAUUGUCGGUUUAUCACAGGAGCUGUGCUUCAGGACAAAAAUAUUUUGAGGUCCAGGUUUUAUAGACGUUCUUGUGAGAAACUAGGCUAUAUGAAUUGAAUUCAUGAUUAUAAUUUAGGAGUAAUAACGUUAUAGCCAGUAGGCAGUGGCAAUACGGCUCCUUAUAUGGCCUUGUGAUGGCAUUAAACAGUGAGGAGGAGGAGAAAUAGUAGCUAAACCCUCUGAUACCACUUCCUCUCAGGAAGCGAGGUCACUUCCUGUCAAUAGGUUUCUCCUAGCUUUGACUCCGGGUCACUGCUGCCUAGCCAGUGCCUCUGUGGAUGACCUUGCCCUGUUGAUAUGUGCACCUUGCAUUUUCAGCCCGGGGUGUACCUGGCAGUGCCGUUCUCUACUUUGAGUUAGAGCUGCUACACCGGGAGCCAGGAGUUCCAGAAGGAUACCUGUUUGUCUGGCACAGCGACCUACCAGAAAACCUGUUUGAAGCCAUGGAUCUCAACAAGGAUGGUGAAGUCCCACCUGAGGAGGUGAGAUUUUGCAUUCUGUAUUAGAAAGGGUGCAGCUGGUACUGAAGAAUCUGAACUGGGGGCGGGGGGGGGGGGGUGACAGGAUCCACGGCUGGAUCCAUUUGUACUAACUGUUCGUUCCACCAGAGUAAGAGCAUCUACCCUAUAGUUAGUUGUUCGAGUUUUAGUAAAUUAAUAGGGAAAAAUUUAUUCCAUUUGUAUACGGGUAAAAACAAUAGCUUGGAGCAAAGAGCAACUUUUUAUUUUAAAAAGAUGCACAUGUGUGUUGUCUUGGAGGCAUUGUCUUGGAAGAGACAUCCCUGCCUAUAUGAUGGUGCUCACCAUUUACAGUUUGUAUAAGCAUUGCAUUGAAAAUAUUUUUCUUUUUAGAAAAUUGGUUGGCUGGUUAACCAGGAGCACCGUAUCAUUCAGCUGAAAAGCUUUUUUAAUUUUAUUUUUAAAAAACUAACUGACCAAUUGAUUUAACAUUGUAGCCCUACUUCCCAGUGACUAUUUGUUUGUUUUGAUUUGAUUUUUUGUAUUUCUAUGUUGCUUUUCAUUCAUAUGAACCUCAAAGUGGCUUACAAACAAUAAAUAACAAUAACGUAAUAAAACAGAACAGAACAUCACAAAUACAGCUUAAAUCAUAUAAAACAAUUAACAAAUCAUCUAUAGAAGUCCUUUCCCUUCUGCAGUGAUGGUGAAAUCAAAAAUGCAACGUUACAUCACACACCCAAAAACAAUCUGUACAUUAUUGGGUCGCUAGAGGAAGCAAGAGGAAGAGGAAGCAUUGGGUUGCUACAGCUAUGUGUAGCAGAUGAUAAAUAUUUUGGUUAUAACUUGCAGUGAGAUGUGGGCCCUUUUAAGGUGUUACAGACGUGAGGAAGCAACUUGGGUAGAAAAGGUUGUAGGGUCAUGCAUUUAAGCCCCAUCAUCUGGUGGGUCCUUCGUGUUCCCAUGUAACUUUUGCAGUAGAGAGCCUUUUAUACUCAUGGAAACUCCCAACACAAUUAAGGACCUGGUUUUCCUUCGUCUUGCUGCAGAGGGCACAGCCUGUGAACGCUGCAGCCCUUUUCCAGUUGUCUUGCGUUGUCAUCUAGAGCCACUCAAGUUAAGGCACCUUUAGCAAUUCAUUUUUUUCCCCAUCAGUCUGGCAUCUUGCUCAACCUUGAAAAAUGGCAAGCAGUAGGCAAAGGAAAGUUAAGAGACUGAUAUAAAGGAAGCCAGACAUAGGAGCUGGAUGUCUUGAAAUGCUGUUUCCCAUGUUGUUGAAUGCAUAUGCCACACACACCCUUCCCAGUGGAAAUGGCUUAUCCUUUUCCCUGCUUUCUCUCUCUCCACCCCCCCCCCCCGCAGUUCUCAGAGUUCAUCAAAGCUCAGAUCUCUGAAGGCAAAGGUCGUCUCAUGCCAGGCCCUGACCCGGAAAAAGUGGUCAAUGACAUGUUCCAAAACCAAGACCGGAAUAAGGAUGGGAAGAUCACAGCAGAGGAACUGAAGCUGAAAUCAGACGAGGAUCAAGUUAAACAUGAGGAACUUUAA